Molecule: messenger RNA, 609 nt
Organism: Pocillopora meandrina
Lineage: Eukaryota; Metazoa; Cnidaria; Anthozoa; Scleractinia; Pocilloporidae
Source: the annotation of a GenBank genome assembly
AUGACAGUGUUGGGAUUUGCUGACAAAUCAAGUGCCCCAGAACACUACCCCCUGCCAGAAGACAUGGAGAAAUUGAGAAAAGCCCAAAAACUUGAGUACCUCCAUGGCAUCUCUGAAAAGGAGGUUGAUUCUUUCAUUUUCCAGUCAGAAGAACAAGUGCAAAAACUAAAAACUGAAGAAGAGAUAGACAUUUUGCAGCAGCAAGAACUUGCUGCUAAGGGGAGAUUUCCCAGCAGAUUCCCUGGAUGCAACAAGUCAUUCAAGUACAAUGGCAAAACCAGAAGGAACAAUGAACUGUUCCAUCAUCCACGUGUUCAGUUUAAGGAUUCCAUGAUAAUGACCCAAUCUUCACCUGAAUGCACAGCCCCUCAAAAAGAGACAAAAGCAGGUGAUGAUGUAUACAACUAUAACUGUGCACUUCUGGCAGAUUGCUUUUUAUUUUUUAAUUUUCUUAACGCUAUUAAAGAAGGGGAUGGAGAACGAAUUAUGCAGCAAUACAAGUACAUUAUGCUUUAUUGUAAGGCCAAUGGCUCACAUAGCACCAAGUACGCACUAGAAUGUUUAACUCAGUUUUUCUUCGUGUUUGCACUGUUAUCGCAGAGACAGUGA